Messenger RNA from Carlito syrichta (Philippine tarsier), 990 nucleotides. RefSeq names its product olfactory receptor 2L3. Gene Ontology annotation, molecular function: G protein-coupled receptor activity; olfactory receptor activity. NCBI's taxonomy places the organism in Eukaryota, Metazoa, Chordata, Mammalia, Primates, Tarsiidae. The record is from RefSeq and is a predicted model, not a curated record. The transcript has a single exon. Gene Ontology annotation, cellular component: membrane. Bases 28 to 966 code for a protein of 312 amino acids. Gene Ontology annotation, biological process: G protein-coupled receptor signaling pathway.
UUUAGGAAAAAAUCAUACGAAUGCCAAAUGGAAAAUUAUAAUCAAACAUCAACUGAUUUCAUCUUAUUGGGGUUGUUUCCGGCAUCAAGAAUUGGCCUUUUCCUCUUCAUUGUCAUUGUUCUCAUUUUCCUGAUGGCUCUAAUUGGCAACCUGUCCAUGAUUUUCCUCAUCCUUCUGGAUACGCAUCUCCACACACCCAUGUAUUUCUUACUAAGCCAACUAUCUCUCAUUGACUUAAAUUAUAUCUCUACCAUUGUCCCGAAGAUGGUUUCUGAUUUCCUAUGUGGAAACAAGUCUAUCUCCUUCAUUGGGUGUGGUGUUCAGAGUUUCUUCUUCUUGACUUUAGGAGGUGCAGAAGCACUGCUUUUGACAUCCAUGGCCUAUGAUCGUUACGUGGCUAUUUGCUUUCCUCUCCAUUACCCCAUCCGUAUGUGCAAAAGAAUGUGUGUGCUGAUGAUAACAGGAUCUUGGAUACUGGGCUGCAUCAACUCCUGUGCUCAUACUGUAUAUGCACUCCAUAUCCCUUAUUGCCAAUCCAGGGCCAUCAAUCAUUUCUUCUGUGAUGUUCCAGCCAUGUUGACUCUGGCCUGCAUGGACACCUGGAUUUAUGAGUACACCAUAUUUGUAAGCACGUCUAUAUUUCUUGUGUUUCCUUUCAUUGUUAUUGCAAUUUCCUAUGGCCAGGUUCUCCUUGCUCUCUACCACAUGCACUCAGCAGAAGGGAGAAAGAAGGCCUAUUCGACCUGUGGCACCCACCUCACUGUAGUGACUUUCUACUACGCACCAUUUGCUUACACUUAUCUAUGCCCAAGAUCCUUCCGAUCUCCAACAGAGGACAAGGCACUGGCUGUCUUCUAUACCAUUCUCACUCCAAUGCUCAACCCUAUCAUCUACAGUCUUAGAAACAAAGAAGUAAUGGGAGCUUUGAGACGAUUGAGUCAGAGACUUUGCUCUGUGAAAAUCUAGACACACUUUCUUCCUUAGUGUCCA